GAACGGGGCAGCGUGGGAAACUUAGCCUGGGCUGGCCGACUCGGCCGCCCCCGCCCUGCGCGGCAGACGGAGCGACGCGGGCCGCGGCCCCUUUAAGAGAGGCCACGCCCCCACCCCUCCUCCCGGCGCGGCGGGCGGUCGGUGGCGGCCGCUACGGUGCUGACAAGAUGGCGGCUGGCGGGGCUGUUGCUGCGGCGCCGGAGUGCCGGCUUCUGCCCUACGCGCUGCACAAGUGGAGCUCCUUCUCCUCCACUUACCUUCCCGAAAACAUUUUAGUGGAUAAACCAAAUGACCAAUCUUCAAGAUGGUCUUCAGAGAGCAACUAUCCUCCCCAGUACUUGAUUCUGAAGCUUGAAAGGCCAGCUAUAGUUCAGAAUAUCACAUUUGGAAAAUAUGAGAAAACUCAUGUCUGCAAUUUGAAGAAAUUUAAAGUCUUUGGUGGAAUGAAUGAAGAAAAUAUGACAGAGCUACUGUCGAGUGGUUUAAAGAAUGAUUAUAACAAAGAAACAUUCACCUUGAAACAUAAAAUUGAUGAACAGAUGUUUCCUUGCCGAUUCAUUAAAAUAGUUCCACUCUUGUCCUGGGGGCCCAGCUUUAACUUUAGCAUCUGGUAUGUUGAACUUAGUGGCAUCGAUGAUCCUGAUGUGGUACAACCUUGUCUCAACUGGUACAGCAAGUACCGUGAACAGGAAGCCAUUCGCCUUUGCCUAAAACACUUCAGACAACACAACUAUACAGAGGCUUUUGAAUCCUUGCAAAAGAAAACUAAGAUCGCACUGGAGCAUCCUAUGUUAACAGAUAUGCAUGACAAACUGGUGUUGAAGGGCGACUUUGAUGCUUGUGAAGAGUUGAUUGAAAAAGCUGUAAAUGAUGGCUUGUUCAAUCAGUAUAUCAGUCAACAGGAAUAUAAACCACGAUGGAGUCAAAUCAUACCCAAAAGCACCAAAGGUGAUGGAGAAGAUAACCGACCAGGAAUGAGAGGAGGCCAUCAGAUGGUUAUUGAUGUUCAGACAGAGACCGUUUAUUUGUUUGGUGGCUGGGAUGGAACACAAGAUCUUGCUGACUUCUGGGCAUACAGUGUGAAGGAGAACCAGUGGACAUGUAUCUCUAGAGACACUGAGAAAGAGAAUGGUCCCAGUGCCAGAUCAUGUCACAAAAUGUGCAUUGAUAUUCAACGGAGGCAAAUCUACACAUUGGGACGUUAUUUGGAUUCCUCUGUGAGGAACAGCAAAUCUCUGAAAAGUGACUUCUAUCGUUAUGACAUUGACACAAACACAUGGAUGUUACUCAGCGAAGAUACUGCUGCUGAUGGCGGGCCCAAAUUGGUGUUUGAUCAUCAGAUGUGUAUGGACUCAGAAAAACAUAUGAUCUACACAUUUGGUGGUAGAAUUUUGACGUGUAAUGGCAGUGUAGAUGACAGCAGAGCCAGUGAACCACAAUUCAGUGGGUUGUUUGCCUUCAACUGUCAGUGUCAAACCUGGAAACUUCUUCGAGAGGACUCCUGUAAUGCUGGGCCUGAGGACAUCCAGUCUCGGAUAGGACACUGCAUGCUGUUCCACUCAAAAAAUCGUUGCUUAUAUGUAUUUGGUGGCCAGCGAUCAAAGACCUAUUUGAAUGAUUUCUUUAGUUAUGAUGUGGACUCUGAUCACGUAGACAUAAUAUCAGAUGGCACUAAGAAAGACUCUGGAAUGGUUCCAAUGACAGGAUUCACACAGAGAGCAACUAUUGAUCCAGAACUGAAUGAAAUACAUGUCUUAUCUGGUCUCAGCAAAGACAAGGAAAAGAGAGAAGAGAAUGUCAGAAAUUCAUUCUGGAUUUAUGAUAUUGUGAGGAAUAGUUGGUCUUGUGUGUAUAAGAAUGAUCAAGCUGCAAAGGAUAACCCAAGUAAAAGUCUGCAGGAGGAAGAACCAUGUCCAAGAUUCGCCCAUCAGCUUGUUUAUGAUGAGUUACACAAGGUUCAUUAUUUAUUUGGUGGGAAUCCAGGAAAAUCUUGCUCUCCAAAGAUGAGACUAGAUGACUUCUGGUCACUGAAGUUGUGUAGACCUUCAAAAGAUUACUUACUGCGGCACUGCAAGUACCUCAUAAGAAAACACAGGUUUGAAGAAAAGGCCCAAAUGGAUCCCCUAAGUGCUCUGAAAUAUUUACAAAAUGAUCUUUAUAUAACUGUGGAUCAUUCAGACCCAGAAGAGACAAAAGAGUUUCAGCUUCUGGCUUCAGCUCUAUUCAAAUCUGGUUCAGAUUUUACAGCUCUAGGCUUUUCAGAUGUGGAUCACACCUAUGCUCAAAGAACUCAGCUCUUUGACACCUUAGUAAACUUCUUUCCUGACAGCAUGACUCCACCUAAAGGCAACCUGGUUGACCUCAUCACACUGUAAGGGAAGUGGAGCACAGGAAUCUGCUCUCAGUGUUGACAGGUGUGAAGUUGCAGUGAUUGAGGGCUACAUCCCGAUGUUGAAGGGGUCCUCACCAUCACAAGUUCUAACCCUCUUCCUUCAUGCCUGACCUCACCCCAUUCUUCUCCUCUUGUUCCUGAAUUAGGUUAAUAAAGUGAAAUUGGUAUACUUUCCAUUUAAUUAUAUAUAUUUUUCUUAUUUUUAAGAAUUAAAAAGUAUAAAAGAAAAAUUAGGCAAUUUACCAUUUUCUAUUUUUUUAAUUUAUUUUUUUUUUAUUAGGAGAACAGCACUAUUAACAGACUCAGUGCUACAAGAGUUUUGGGUUUUGUUGGGUUGUUUGGCCUUUAUUUCCUUUUUCUCUUCCCCUCCCCUUUUACUUUACUUCGCAUCACACAAAUACGUGUAAGCGAUAUCACUAGUUUACCUCUUCAUUCUUAACAGGUAUGUAGUUCUUUAGGACAGUUGAUGUCUAUUAAGGUGAUAUAUGUGUGAAUGUUGAUUUGUCUUAUAUUACAUUAUACAGUAGGCAGGAUGUAGUGUUCAUAUUUGCACUUCUGCCAUUGAUCUAAAAAAAAAUGAAAUCUGGGGUUGACCUAGGCACCCUAUGAGAGAUUGGUAUAUAAUAUUUCUAUAUAAUAUAUUUUAUAGUUGAUAAUUACAGUAGCAUUUGGAUUUGAGUCACAGAAACCUGAAACUAAGAAGAUUAUGAUUCAAAAACUUUUAAGAGCCUUUAUACAAACAGCUACCAGAAGAGGUCCAGUAGUGGUUGAUGUGUUCAUGGAUGUCUCUGGUAAUUCUGGAAGACAAUGACUCUUCAUGCUGGCAGAACCAGGCUGUCCUUUUUCCCGUGUGCUAGCUCUGGAGGGUCUCCAGAGCUGUGCUUCCUUUUUUUGUGACACAUCUCUGCAUAUGCUGGUGUUUUGAAGAUGAAUGGUUUGUUGUUGUCCACUGGUAUACAAACUCAUAGGCAUUUCAUUAAGUAUGUGGACCAGGCUUUUAAAAGUGAACAAAAUGAAAAAAUAAGAGGGCACUUAUUUUUUUCAUUAAACAGAAAAAGUACAAUACAUGGGCUUUUUGGUGGUACUGUUUUUGUGAAUGUGGGAAUGGAGGUACAUGUCUUCCCAUUAGGUGCUGUGGAAUGUUUUUUGAGAAACCUAUGUCUGCCUAGUGAUCAGAUUUGCUCAAAAACUGCUUUAUGCAAUGAUACCCACUGUACUGAAAGUAGACUCUGUAAUGUUCAUCUGUCAGCUAUUAAGGGUGAAUGACAAUUGAAUUGAGUACAUGUAUGUCCCUAUGUAGCAAGAUUAGGACCCACCGGAGUGGAGAAAUUGACCUGCACUUUCAAAAAACUUCUGUUGUGUGGGAAUGAGACCUUGAACUAUCUUUUCACUCUGUCUUUAUUACAUGGCUUUACAUCUUUGAAGGGUAGACAAGAAAGAUAUUUUUGGUAGUUCUAGGCUUAAGUCAUGGGCUUCUUAGCUUUCUACCCAUCUCAAAGCAAUUAAUAGUGAUUUAUUAAACAUUUAGGUGUAUACCUUAUCUUGUGAAAAGUAUGCCAUAUAAUUCAGCAAGUACCAAAUUGUAUAGAUGCAGAAUAACCAUUUAAUUGACUAUACUGUUGAAUAAAUACAUCCUAUUUAUAGACUUGCAGAGUUUCAUAAAAUAAUUCCCCUGAAUGACAGCCAAGAACAUAAAAUAUUAAUAUCACUAAUAUUAUAGCCUAUUGGAUUUUGUGGAGGCAGAUACAAAUCAGGUUGACUGGGAAGAACUUCAACUUGAUGACUGCCAAAAUUUAAAAGCUCUAGCUUGGUUACUGUGAAUUCUGGCACUUUGAAGACAUUAACCAAAUGAAAUUCUGCUGCCCUCCACCAUUUAUUUUUAUAGUGCUUUCUUUGUGAUUUUUUUUUUAAUCACUUCCUCAGACUCCAUAUUACUUGGAGGAAAUUUAGUUGACUUCAGUGAUUUUAUUUUUCCCUACUAUUUUUUUAAAAAUAUGUGCCUGUUUUAAUUUCACCUUUCUUCACUUCAUGUGGAAUUUUCCCCUUCAUUUCUGGAAUUUUUUUUCAGUACCUUGUUUAAGUGGAGUUGAAUCAGAGUGAACUACUUGGUUUUGCAUAAGUGAGAUGCACUCACUCACUGACGAGAUAAUUGACUACGUAGUCAGAAUCUGUGCCUUGAGGGUUUAGUGGGACCCUGCCAGGAAUGACUUCAUGGGUUUCAUAUAUCCAUGUUCAAGACUGACACUUUGUUGACAACUUUUCACAUCAGAAGCUUGAUUUGAAAGUUGUUUAUAUAUUUGCUAUGAAGCUGGAUGUAUAUUUCCAAGAGUUCCAGCAGUACAUUAUUUAAAUAAUCAAACUUGGUAUUUUAGUGGCCACGUAUGUGUGCUUUACUACUUAAAAAAUUCUUUCUUUCCAGUUUAUUGAGUCCCAAAUUGAAACACCAGCUGAUGCUUUAGAAGCAUUAACUAGUAGGAUAAAAAUUGCUUAGUUUUAUCCCUAGCUUCAGCCCUAGUCUCAUUUCUCUUUUUCCCAAUGAAAUGUAUUAUUUUCAGAAAUAAACUAGAUCUCUAUUAAUAUUAUUAGUACUUGUAUUUCAUGAGAAAUGAUUUGAUUUGCAAGUUAUUUCUCAAAUGCAUUUGUGUUUUAUUUUGUGAGAUGAGAGACCUCAUAUGGCCAGCUUGAUUAAUUCAGAGUGUACCACUCUUAAAAAGCAAAGGAAUUCAGAGUCGGAUGCCUAUCUCUAUGUUAGAGCUGACAGACAAUAUUAACCUUUAUCAAGGUCAUCUUUUCAGAUGUGGUUUCCAUUUAUAUUAAAACUGGCCUGGCCAUGUCUAAUAAGUAAAAACUGAUGGAAAACAUUGGAAGUUAAGUCAUAGAAAUACUUGCCAUAGAUUUAGGGAUCAAGGAUUUGUUUAAGCUUAUAAAACUGCAUUCUUGAGAGAAAUAGGUAAUGUCAUAUGUAAAUGGCUGGCAACUUAUCAUUCCAGUGGAUCUCACACAUCUGCCUUAAAAGUGCUAAAUAGAGAUUCACAUUGUUUCAUUUAAUAAAACUGGAUUUUAAAAUCUAACCUACAAACAAAAACUAGAUUGAGUCACUUAAUCAUUUAGAAGAGAUUUGAGAAUGUUAUUUAUGGGCCAAAAAGCUCUUAAGAAUUCUGUCCCUGAUUUUAUUCCCUAAGUUAAACUCAGUGUUAUGGUAAUUUAACAAAGAAGUUAUUAUUACUGUAAUUAUUCUUAAUACUAUAUGGAGUUUAUUGGGUAAUUGAGGGUUGUUUGAUUAUUUCCUAAGUAAAAGUUAUAUGAAAUCCUUAGCUGGUUGAGUGUUGCACAACAGUUAAGGAUUAUGGUUUGAAGUGGUUCUGUGGGAGGGGAUUAUGACAGUGUACUCUAAACAUUAAAGUCAUGUAGCCAUAGUUUAAAAAUGCCCUUCUUAAUACUUCUUUAAAGCCCUGUUCAUCUUCAGUCUCAUCUCUUUGCAGAAAUUCUUGUCUGAAUUUCCAACAAGUUCUAAGUUGGUCUGGGAUAUGCAGGUGCCUCUACUUCCCCUCUGAAAAAAUUUAUAGCUAUUGGAGGAGUGUCAUAGAGAUGUGCAUGUAACAGUGCUUGUAGAGUAAAUCUUUGGACUCUUAAAUGCAAAGAUUUUCUGUGUUAGGUAAAUAACAUUAUUCUUUUAUGGUUUUUUCACUGAGGCAUCUUAUCUCUGUGUAAUUUAUCUUAAUGCUAAAUGACUUGACUAUCCAAAACUUCUUGUCUAGAGGUAGAUCAGUUGAAGGUCAGAGUUUCCAAGUUUGUUGAAAUAACAUUGAGCCAAUUAGCUUAGCUGAAUGACAUUUGCCAUAGUUCUUUUCCAGGAGUGGGAGGAAGAGUUCAUUAUUGUAGCCUAUCGCUGUUUUUGUUUUUCAAUGCUAUCUCAGAGAUUUUAUUUAUACAUGAUUUUUAACCUUGAGUUCCUCCUAUUAACCAAAUACUGUGAAUUGCAUUUCCAUUUAUUUUUCUUACCUAAUUUAACUUUAUUCUUGAGUUGUAUAACCCUAGAUUUCCCAGACUUUCUGUGGCAUUAUUUAGUUAGAACUGUUGUACGACUUGAGAAACACAGGUCAGAAUCAUUCUGAGGCAGUCAUGCUGUAUUGUCCUUGUUUAUGAUAAGAGAAUAGUGAAAUUCAAAAUUGUAUGUAUUAAAGAAGUAGUAUCAUUUACAUCUUGCUAUAAGAAUGUGUAUCGUUUUCAUUUGGGGAUAAUAAUGGCUAUGGCACCUUUAACUGAGGAGCCUGUGUGGCUUCUUUUCCUGGCACUAGGACUAUACUGUCUUAGAAUUAUUGGUAGAGUAUUACAAGUUUUAUAAGAUUGCUUGUGGAAUUCGGCAUACCACCAGAAUUGCCAUUUGCCUGUUAUCUUUUCAUUUUAUUGUAUUUUUAGCCCAUUUUUUCUGUUCCAACUUCUAUGGGUAGCAUUGAUUUUCUGCUGAAGUUAAGAACUGACUUUUAAUUUCUGAUGCAGUUGAAAAUUAGGAAUGGUUUUAAUUGCCAUGAAAUGAUUGGUGUUCAUUUUUUUCUUAAAUAAAAAAUAAUACAACCAUACAUGUCUCUUCCCAUCUAGAAUGUGGAUUUAGCUCCAAUCCAAAUGACUAAAUCUCAUUGUCAGCCAUCAAGCCAAUGGUAAAGAUCAUCUGGCAGCAGCAUCUUCUGUGGCCCUUAGUCGUUAGAGGCCUUAGGAAAUUAAAUUGGCUAGUGCUGCAGAAAGAAAUAUCCUGUGGGAAACGGACCUGGAUCCCAGUUCACAGCUUAACACAAAAAGCAAAGGAUGCUUCUAGUUGAUUCUGCAUUAAAGGUAAUCAUUGCAAAUUAGAUUUGCUAAUAUGCAGUAGUGUCCCCCAACACCGCCAAGCUUGCAUGAAAGUAGAAUUCCAUGCAGAUGUCAUCUGACAACCAGUGGAGUCAACAACAAAGAAAAAGGUGGUGGUGGGACGUUUGGUAGGAAAGGAGGCCAGUUCUAAGAAAUCAUUUACAAUUCGGAAAUCGCAUGUCUUCCUUUUUAUUUGCUAUUCAGAUAGCCUCGUAAGCUAUAAGGCAUUUGUGUGCAAUGUCGUAUUUUUGCCUGUCCAAGGCAUUUUGGGUGGGAACUAUUGAACCUCAGGACCAGAGCUUCAGAGAAUGUGGAAAAAUGGGAGCUUGUUGCUUAUGUAUUUGAAGGUUCACAAAUCUAAAUGAAUCAGAGCUCUUCAUUUUUGUGCAGUGCAUAAAACGACACAGUGCUAGGUAAAGACUGUCCAAAGGAAUCAAAGCUCAUGUUCUAGACCAUCCAGUUACUUGGAAUAGUUUAGGAAGUAAUUUCUUAGGUAGUUACCCAUACCUUGCUCCCAAGUAGUUGUGAGAAUCCUUAAAACAAAAUCCUGUAAAAUAAGCUUGAGAUCUUAAGCUAGAUGAGCAGUUUCCUGUGUACAGCCAGGUCUUCAGUAAGGAUUCAGAAGAAAACAGCAAUAAAAUAUUUUAAUGUGCACUUGCUGGGCUCCCAGGGGACUUGCCUGUUCAUCAUGUUUAAGCCCUGACUGCAGCAUAGCUUUGGUCUGUCUGGGAUGCUAGCAGUCCCAGAAGUCUGAGCUGUCUGCCACACAAGUACCAGCCUGAAGCUCAUCAUGCCUUAGUUCCAUUUACUGCUUAGCAAAUGCCAAAUUACUGGCAGGAAGGAGAAAUGCCCCAUGUGUGAUUUUAAGAAGAGUGAACAGUCCUGUGUGCAUGAUUAAGGAGUUGCUCAAGUAGCCAAUUGUGAGCUUUAUUUCUCUCCUUUGUUAACAAAUCUCAAAAAACUCUUACAGUUUAGCUAGUGUUACUAGGUUCGUGUUUAUUUGCUAGUCCAUUAAAAUAGGAAGAAAAUUGUCAUUUCAUGUAUAACUUAUAACCCAUACAGAAUUGAAUUGACAUGAAUUUUCAUACCUUAAAAUAAAUUAAUCAUAUGUAAUCCCAGGGGUCUGUGUUUAUUCUGCUUUGCCAUAAAUACAUGAGUUCUGGACAUUGAAAACAUUUGAUAGUUUUGGUUUAUUUUAAGUUUAAGUGUCAAUUCUUUACAAAUUCAGCUAUAGUAAGAGAGGAUCUUAAUCUCUCAAGGCCAUGCUCGCUUGCAUUUGCAAUAACUGUUCAGCAUGGUACCCUGAAGUUGCUGUAUUUUCCUUCUGGAGAUGAAAGGAGGAACACUGAAGACAGAGGUGUGUGGCUUUACAUUUUUUAAUUGUCCACUGUAAAAGUCCUAGUGUACUUCUAUCUUUGUAAAGAUUUGGCUUAAUUUUACAUAUGCAUGGUAGUUAUAUCUGUAAAAGCACAGACUACAUAGAUAACAUGGGAAGGUAAUUGUCAGCCCAACUCAAAAUUCAAUAAGACUGAAAUGAGUAGUCCUUUAAAAAGUCAUGUACUUGAUCUCCUUCUUGAAAUUUUUUUUUCCCCACAAAAGUGAUUUUGGUAACUAGCCAGUUGCAAACAAUUUUCUUCCUCAAUUGUAAAUCAUCCAGUUAGAAAAAUAGAAGUGAAUUUCUUUUCCUAGCCAUUACCUUUAUCCCAAGCAAGAGAUGCUGUGAUUGGCUAUCCUUUAAGCCAGCCUGCUUUUUUGACUUUUAUGAAAUGUAAUUUGAAAUGAAUUACGAUUGUAUAGUAUUAAUUAUCCUUUAUGUAUAUAGCCUUCAGCUCAAUUUAAAGGCUGCAGAAUGAUGUGAUAAUUUUCUCUGAGCAGAUUUCUUUGUGGCUAUAUGAAUAUAUGUAUGUAUUUUUUCUUUUUAAAGAGAUUCUUUCCUUACCACCAUUCCAUAAGCUAUGAAUAAUUGAUUCUUUGGCCUCA
Messenger RNA from Castor canadensis (American beaver), 9217 nucleotides. It is a transcript of the gene Mkln1, whose product is annotated as muskelin 1. Gene Ontology annotation, molecular function: protein binding. The record is from RefSeq and is a predicted model, not a curated record. NCBI's taxonomy places the organism in Eukaryota, Metazoa, Chordata, Mammalia, Rodentia, Castoridae. Gene Ontology annotation, cellular component: cytoplasm.